Messenger RNA from Acanthocheilonema viteae, 1548 nucleotides. Lineage: Eukaryota; Metazoa; Nematoda; Chromadorea; Rhabditida; Onchocercidae. The record is from the annotation of a GenBank genome assembly.
AUGCCCGCGCCAGCUGCUCCGGAACAACCUCAAGAGGAACCAAAUUGUGCCACACUUCCUACUUACUACUAUACUAGCAGUUAUUCGGAUGUGCCUAAUUAUUCAACGAGACCACAAAAUAUAAGUCAUCAAAAUCAAAGAGAAUCGAAAAUUUACGAGAAUUUAAUUAUGGAAAUAACAGCAGAGCAUCAACAGCAGGAUUCAGAUUCCAGGCACGAUUCUUCUCACACUAAUACACAAAUAGAACAUUUGAAAAUUGAUUCACAGAAACAGGAAAGGCUUCAAUUUGAUUCUAAAUUUUUGGAAGAAGUGGGAAGUAACGAUAAUAAAAUUGGUGUCGUCUAUCGACAGAUGAAUGGUCAUGAAGCGAAUGUUAUUACUGUCAGUAAAGAAAAUACUCAAAAAAAUCGUUUGAAAAUUGGUCAAGUUUCUAAUGUUCAAAAAUUUCAAAAUGAAGUGCAGCCAAAUGCAACAAUGGAAACUCGAGUUGCAGGGCAAGGACAGCCCAAAAGAAUUGGCCGAUGGACACUGGCUCAAUUGCGUCAAACUGAUGGUAUUAUUCCAUCCCAAGCUGGGUGGAACAAAGGUGAUUCACAAAAGUUAAUGACCAAUUUUGGAACACCAAGAAAUACUCAAACUAAAGUGAAAUCUGAAAACCUUGCGGAGAUACCGGAAGAUAUUCUGAUGAGAACCCAUGGUGAGGUUCGUUUGCAAUCCGGUACAAACAAAUUCGAUUCACAACGAGGUAUGACCGGUUUCGGUACAGGUCGUGAUGUUUGUCGAGAAGGUGUUCAUGUAAAUCAGGCACCAUCAGAUCUACAGCCACUUGACGAGGAAAAGAUUCGUCUCAGCGAUGGUAUUGUUCGUUUACAAGCGGGUACCAACAAAUAUGAUUCACAAAAGGGUAUGACCGGUUUUGGUACAGCUCGACGUGAAACGACAAAAAUGAAAGACACGAGACAUCCGGAAUACGAUCAUGAACAUCCCGAUCAAUCCGAAAUUCCACUUCAAGCCGGUACCAAUAAGUUUGCUUCGCAGAAGGGAAUGACCGGAUUUGGCACAGCACGACGUGAAACGACGAAAAUUCGAGAUUCGGCUCAUCCUGAAUAUGAUCCGGAGAGUAGUAUCGAUUCCACCACAAUUCCCAGUCAAAUGGGUAGCAAUAAAUAUGCUUCUCAGAAGGGUAUGACUGGUUUCGGACAACCACGCUGGGAGGUGUUGGAUCCAUCAAUCUCGUGGCAGAAUCGUAAAAGUCAAGGAAUGGUUCGUUUACAAUCGGGUACAAACCGAUUUGCAUCUCAACAAGGUAUGACUGGUUUUGGUACACCACGUAAUACUACCUAUGAAGCAGAAGCCGGUGAAUUGCCUUAUGAGGAUAUGAAGAAAUCGGAAACGAUAAUUCCAUCACAAGCUGGUUGGAAUAGAGGCGAUUCUCAGAAAGGUAUGACUGGAUUCGGUGCACCACGUGACGUGAAGGGCAAACAUCUGAAACGUAUCUGGGAACUGGAAUAUCCGGAAGAGGCGGAGAUUUCCCUCGACCGACUCUAG